Dunckerocampus dactyliophorus (ringed pipefish) is the source of this 4169-nucleotide messenger RNA. RefSeq names its product small nuclear RNA activating complex, polypeptide 4 (gene snapc4). The transcript is spliced from 21 exons. Lineage: Eukaryota; Metazoa; Chordata; Actinopteri; Syngnathiformes; Syngnathidae. The record is from RefSeq and is a predicted model, not a curated record. The coding region runs from base 238 to 4017 and encodes 1259 amino acids.
AAGUAAGUUUCGGUCGGACCGGAAGUGAAGACGGGGGAAGGAAAAGGGAGGUGGACUGGAGAUGGUGAAUGCCGCAUUUGUUUUGUCUUUCUGAGUCUUUGAGCCGAACCUCCUCUUUGCUAUUUGGGUCCGCGUUGACGGUCCAAUUUGUAAAAUGAGCGAACUCUGUCUGACCUCGUCUGCUAAGACUCGGACGUCGUUCGUUGUCGCGUUGUAGCGCACAGCCUGCUGGGUAAUAUGCCUCAGACCACAACAACAAACAACAAAUCAGUCAUGAACCUGAGUGAGCAGAGAGACAGGAUCCAGCAGCAAGUGGAAGACUUGGAAAGAAGUUUGUGUGCCACCAAGACGGAGCUAGAUCUUCUCAGCAGCGACACGGAUGACGAGUCUAAUGUGGACACUGACGAGGAGGUGGGCCAGGUGACUGCAGGUCUGCUGGCUCAGAGAGACAAGAUCCAAAGUGAGAUCCAAAACCUGGAGAACUUUCUGGGGACGCGCAGUCCUGUCAUUGUGUCAGAUGAUGAGAGCAGCAGCAGCAACAGUGAGCUGGGCCUGCCCGUGUCAGUGGACUUGUGUCUUCAGAUGAACUUGGUGUACCAGCAGGUCCUUCAGGAGAAACUCCAACAGCUGGAGAUGCUCAUGGCUCACAACCUGAGACAACAGAAGGAAGUUUUGUCUCAGUUGUCUGGACCAAUGAGAGAUGCUUCCAGAGAAGACCUCGCCUCCUCGUCGUACACCAAGCCCACAACCUUGUUCCUGGGUCACUUCCUGAAACCGUACUUCAAGGACAAAGUGACGGGACUGGGUCCUCCCGCCAACCAGGAGACACAGGAGAAGAUGAUGAAGAUGAAGGGUUGCCUGGACAACAACAAGAUUAAAGUCAAACGAUGGGAGAGUUGGCAGAAGACGUUGUUGAUAGACGCAGUGUCCAGAGACAGUCUGAGGAGACUCAUCCAGCCUAAACUGUCCAGGGUGGACUACCUAAGUCAGAAGUUGUCCUCUGCAGACGAAUCCAAUGGACAUCAGCUCCGAUUGACCAUUGAAAGUCUGGAGAAAGAAAUUGAAUCCCUCAGAGGGAGGAAGGCAGAGGAGCUGAUUGGAAAUCAGUUUGAGGAUCACGACUGGCAGAAGAUCGCCAACAUUGACUUUGAAGGACUGAGGGAGGCGGAGGACAUUCGUCUCUUCUGGCAGAACUUCCUUCACCCGUCCAUCAACAAGAGCCGCUGGAGUGCGGAGGAAGUGCAGAAGCUGAGGGAGCUCAGUAGGAGACACAAAGAGAGAAACUGGGACCUCAUUGCUGCGGAGCUGGGGACAGGUCGCACUGCCUUCAUGUGUCUUCAGACCUUCCAGAGGUUCAUAUCGGACUCGUUGAAGCGCCGGACGUGGACCGAGAGUGAAGACAAGAAGUUCCGGGAGCUGGUGGACAAGAUGAGGAUCGGGAACUUUAUCCCUUACACGCAGAUCAGUUACUUCAUGGAGGGCAGGGACACGCCACAGCUCAUCUACAGGUGGUGCCAGGUUCUGGACCCUAGUCUGAAGAAAGGACCGUGGUCCAAGGAGGAAGACCAGAUGCUGCUGCGAGCCGUCGCGCGUCACGGAGGGAAAAGCUGGUGGAAGAUCCGAUUGGAGGUUCCUGGACGCACUGACAGCGCCUGCAGAGACCGGUACAAGGACUGUCUGAAGGAGGGAACCAAGAAAGGUACUUUUGAUGAUGAGGAGUUGGAGCUCCUGAAGAAGCUGGUGGACAAACAUGGAGUUGGUCGCUGGGCAAAGAUUGCUGCAGAGGUUCCAAACAGGAACGACGCUCAGUGUUUGAGAGCGUGGAAGACCGUGAAGAGACGCCUGGAAGCAUCUUCUACACAAAGAAGAAGAAAAAGAAGUUCAGGAGCGACGGAGACGAAGAUGAAGAUCAGGACGCAUCUUCUGAAGGUCAAAGUGAAGAAGGAGGAGGAGAGCAGCGAGGAGGACGACGUGGUGGUGAAGUACAUGGAGAGUGAUGAGGAUGAGGAGGAGAGGGAGGAGCCAGUGGCAAGGAAAGGUGAUGAAGAGGAGGAAGAGGAGUACUGCAUGCUUCCCAUGAGCAGGUGGAUCCCUGAUGAGAAGAACCAAGUCGGGAAUCUAGCGUCCAGCUUGUGUCCAGUGACGCUGCCGUCUUCAUCAGACCCCUCCCACCACCAGCAGCCCGUCCGCUCCACCAUUGUGGGAAAGUUUGGACGCUCCGUGGUGGUGGGCCCGCACCCCCAAGACCUGCGGUGGGAGGAGCGACACGGCGGCGGCGUGAUGAUGAUGCUGUCACAUGAGCAGCUGUACACGCAGCUGAAUCGCCAGGCGGCGUACAAGCGCAACAAGCACCACCCCCGCCGCAUGACGGAUACGUCCCUGGACUAUCAGCUGCAGGCAGCGGUCUCACCAUGGGUCGGGAAUCUGCUGAUCCCGAGACCAACCGAAGCCACUUUGGCUGACGCCCUCAGCGAGUGUGGCGGGAAGACCAAAGUGGGCUCCACCCCCCUCUUCCUGCUCCUCCUCCGCGCCAUGAACAUGGACACCACGGGUUGCAAGAAGGUCAUCGAGCGGCGCAAGGACAAGUUAUUGCCGGUGGACCCACCACCUCAGCCACCCGCGCCGCUAAAGGACCCCAAGACGGUGGCGGGAAUGCUUCAGCGGCAUCAGGCCGCCAAGAACCGUCCACAACCAGAUGUCAAGCCACCACCACUGCUUCUACUGCAACAGGCUCCACCCACUCGCCUUCCAUUUCCCAGCAUGCUUCCCUGGUCACCUUUAUCGCACCCCCGAGAGCCUUCCAUCGGCCUCCUACACACCCCCUCCCUGGCCACACCCACUUCUGCAAGUGUCCCUCUUUCCGUUCAGCUCGUCUCCCCACCGCCACGCGCUUUUUCCCACCAGGUCCCACCCUCCUUGGCAGCUCCACCUCUAGCACUGCUUCCUCCUGUCUUUGUCGCAUCCAAUGCUAAUAAUGACCACACCUACACUAUCAUUGGGCCUCACCCCGCCCCCAAAGCAGUGCCCACAGGUAAGAAGCGAGGACGGGAGGAGGAGUGUGUGGGCGGGGCUCCCAUGGCUGUCGUUCAUGAAGAGAAGCGAGUCCGGAAGUUAAGUCAGAAAGCCAUCGAAUCACAGACUUCAGCCAGUGAGAUGAGGAGGAGGAGGAGGGGCAGCUCUCCAAAGGUUCAGAGACCAAAGGUGUCUUCAUGGGUCCCGGGUGGGCUUGUCCAGAUGGUGCAAGCUCCGCCUCCAGGUCUACUUUUCAUCAGGCCAAGUGUGCUUUUAAGUCCCCUGCCCCCCCAGUUAAUUCUGCAACCAGCCUGUGGCUCCCCCUCCUCAAAUUAUCCCCGACUGCCACCGCCGUCUCAAAGUGUCAACCCCCCCACCCAAACGGACGACCUGAACUUUGACCCCUCCCUCAUCUUCCUGGAGUCGUCAGUGGAGGUGCGCGAUUGGCUGAGUGGAAGGGGAGGUGUGGCUGUGCCUGAACUGGGCGUGGCUCUGCCCUACCUCCCGCCCUUUGUCAGCAAUCUGAGCACGCUCAGUGUGCUCCUGCACAGCAAAGGCUCGCUCACCAGGACCACCAGCCGGCUGCUGAGUCACCACAGCCGACCUUCGCAGGCCACGUCCACGCCGCAGGCCACGCCCCCACAUCUGCCUGAUUCCACCUCCAAAGAAGCAGGCGCCUCUGUGGAUGCUGAGGAGGCGGAGCUUCUGUUGGCGGUCCGUCACCUGGUGAAGGAGCGCUUUGCAGAAAACCCCGCAUACCAGAUGCUGAAGGCCCGCUUCUUGUCCUGCUUCACCCUUCCGGCCCUCCUGGCGUCCGUGCGACCUGUUGCCACACCGUCCGCCUGCCAGGACGAGGAUGAAGAGGAAGACAUGAAGAGCACGAUGAAAAGAGAGAGAAGUGGGAGAGUUGUGGGAUCCAGAUUGUUGCCUCGUGACGGCGCCGGAGCUCCAGCCAAUCACUUCUCAGGAAUCAACGCCCAGCCCCGCCACAAUGGGACUCAGUGAUUUCUCUUUUAUUAAUAAUUAGGUUUUUAUUAUUGUCAGGGUGUAAUUUUUCAGAUGUGGACAGUGUCCCUGAAUGCAUCACCACUUAACACAUUUCAUUAUUUAUUAUGUUAAUCAUUAUUCUAAUAUUAUUUCUACUCUUUACCAAUAAA